Messenger RNA from Linum trigynum, 5095 nucleotides. NCBI's taxonomy places the organism in Eukaryota, Viridiplantae, Streptophyta, Magnoliopsida, Malpighiales, Linaceae. The record is from the annotation of a GenBank genome assembly.
UUAACAAUUAAAGGAGAAUAUAUGAAAGGAGCAUAUAUGCAUUGAUUUUGAGAAGAAGAAGAAGCAAGUAUAUGGAGGCAAGGGACUUCCGACAAAGACAUAUCGGUUACUAGCGACUAUUAUAACAGGAUCGGGUCUGUUUGAGCACUAACGACACGAUUGUUCGUUCCCCUUCAAGCACAACAUAUGGUGGCAUUGUGAGUGGAGACAAUGACUGCUUUCUCGAAAUAUUUUUUCAUGAAUCUUGAGGUUUGAGUUUCUAUCACUCGUGGAGAGCUUUAUGGGAUUGUGCAUGGUUUGAAACCACUCGGGAAACACACUUGCAACGACUCUCGUCGAGGUAAACCACUAUAGAUAUGUGGCGAAGAUCAGGCGCUGUUUAGCAAAGCCUUGGCAAGUUGGAAUGAAAAUAUCUAUCGUGAGGCAAACUAUGUUACAAAUUCUAUUGCGUUUUUAGACCACUCUCUUUCUAUUGGAGCCCAUGUUUUUCCCGAACCUCAGAAUAAAUUGUUGUAUUUGUUUGUAUUUUGACAUUAUUAGAAUCCACACCCCUCAUUUAUUAAAAAAAUUGAAACCCCUAAUCGAAUAUUGGGGAAAAAAACGAAUAUAUUUUCUUUGAUGAUACAAUUUAUUCACUGUUUUAGUGUUUUUAUUUUGAGUUUCGACUUUCGAAAAAAAAAAAUCUAUUUUUCGUCGCCCGUCGGCGAGACAAUAAACGAAGGAAGAAAAAACAAUUUCCCGAGAGCGAGACAAUCUCCCAUCUCCCCGUUGGCUGUUGGGAGAGCAAGAAAAACUCUGCAAACUUGCUAUAGACCUGCUGAAUAAGCCCUCUGCUUCGGCGCCUACUCUAGGGUUUCUCCACUUCCCUCCUUCUUCUCCGAUUCGCAUAUCUCAGGUACGCUUCCCCUCUAUAACUUCAUCUAUCUCCACUUCCCAGACUUCCAUUCGGUCUCCCAAUGAAUCUCUCGCCGUGUAGCCAUCCUUCUCCUUGUUCGAUUGUAGCUUCCUUCAUUGAAGCCGUCAGAAGUAAGUAGGGGCUAGGGCUGUGGAGCUUUCUAUCAGUCAAUCUGCAUCCUCGCGUAGUUGGGAUUCACUAGCGGUGCUCAUUCCUGUUUCGCGAGAAUGCAAUCUUGGAAUUUUCUAUAGUUAUUCAACAUUUUUUCAUAAUGGUGUGUAGAUGCAGGGUAAGAAUUAGAAGUGCUUGAUCCUAGUGGGUUUUCUUUAGGUUAAAGGGUAGCAAUUUCUAUAAUAUUAUUGACUUUCUAGAUGCCAGUGAACAGUUAAAGGUUGUUGAUUUCGAUUAAGAUCUCGUUGUAUACGGAGUUGCACUCUUGAAUAGGGAUAUAUUAAUUGAAAGUCGGAAGGGUGUAUGUAUGUUGUUUCUACUGAAAGUAGUGGUGCAGCUAUUUGCAGGAUUUGAUGGAUUCACCUGAACGUGGCAGAAGGGAUUCGAAGCGAGAUGUAGGUGAUAGUUCGGACAUAAAGAGUGAUAGGGCAGGAGAUGAUGAAGAUAUGGAGGGAAGUGAUAAAAGGAAGCAUAGGUCAAGUAAGUCUAGAAAGUUGAGCAAUGGGGAUGAAGGUGAUGGAUUGGAUGGCAGUGGGAGGCGGAGAAGUGGUGGUGGGGACAGAAGCGAGAGCCGUAAGAGGUCAGGUGGUGGCAGCUCUAGCAAGGUUGAGAGUGAUGAGGAUGAUUACGAGGCUCGGAAAGAGUCGAGGGCAAAACAAGCAAAGAGGAAACAAGAAGAGAGUAGCUUGGAGAAGUUGAGUAGCUGGUACCAAGAUGGAGAGUUAGAAACUAGGGGAGAUAAGUCUGGAGGUAAAGCACACGGGCUUCGUCCUGAUGAGAGCGAUAGAAGGAAGUCGACUUCAAAGGUUUCUGAACAUGAAAGUUCUAAGGGUGGAAGUAAAAGCAAAGAUGAAAGAUUGGUGGAUGGAGAACAUGAGAAGGCACUGGAUAAAGAAGCAAAGCAUUCUGAGAGGAGAGAGAGCAGUCGAGAGAAGGGUCACGGCUCUUCUGAACAGGGGAAAACCUCAAGGAAGAAAUUGGAUGAAUCAGAUCCUGAUAGGAAAGCUGAAGAUAAUGAAAAUGCUGACACGAGAGUGGGCAAGUCUUCUGAUUCUAAGCAUGAGAACCCCAAAGAGAAAAGUGUUUCUGUGAAAGCUGAACAAAGUGAAACCAAAGGCAGAAAUGUGGAUGUGAGCAGCGAGAAAAGUUUGAAAAGCAUCAGCAAAGAUGAUAAAAGAGUUGAUGCUGAAAGAAGUAAGAGCAAAAACAGAUCAGAAGCUGUAGAGGAAGAUAAUAAAAGUAGUCCUGCCAGUCGUGAGGACAGGUUGGGUCGUGAGAAAACUGAGAAGCAUAGGCAGCAGAGGUCUUCUUCUGGUAAGGAUGUUACUGAAAACCGUGAGAGAUCCUCCCAUUUAGAGGAAGAUGGAAAUGUAUGGACAAGAGAGAAGGGUUCAAGAGAAGUACCCCGUUCUAACAGGUCUAGGACGCCUGAGAGGAAUGAAAGAAAUGCUGAUGCCAGACGACGAGACAAUGAGAAAGAUAAUCACAGGGAUGAUAGAACAAAAACCAGGGAUGACAACUGGAGUGACCGGAAUAGAGAUCGGGAAUCUUCUAAAGAUAACUGGAAAAGAAGGCAACCAAUUAGUAAUGACAGAGAUUCAAAAGAUGGAGAUGUUAUGUAUGAUCGUGGGAGAGACUGGGAGCAGCCAAGACAUGGUCGGGAAAGGAUUGACAAUGAGAGGCCCCAUGGUCGAAACAGAGGUGAAGCUGUAAAAACCUCAUCGAAUUUUGGCAUCUCAAACGAGAAUUAUGAUGUUAUAGAGAUCCAAACCAAGCCUCUCGAUUAUGGACGGCCAGAUUCUGCUUCCAACUUUGCUAGGAGGAGUGAGACUAGUCAUGACACAAAACCAGCAACCAAUUUUGAGGGUAGAAGGCAUGAUUCAUAUGGGUCUGGAUCUGCAGCUGAGGAUUCUAGAGAGAGAUAUGGGGAUGAUCCUACAUCAAUGCAGGAUGCUACUUCAUGGAGAGACGACAAUGAAGGCCAAGGAGGAAAAGGAAGAGGCCAGAAGGCCACUUUCUCUGGUCGUGGUGGUUCACAACCUCCAUAUGGAAACCAGGAUCAUGGUUCCUUUGGCAGAGCUCUUCCACAGGGUGUAAAAGGAAAUAGGCUGGGCAGAGGAGGAAGAGGGAGACCCGGUGGGAGAGACAAUCAACAGGUUGGACUUCCAUUGCCCAUAAUGGCAUCUCCUUUUGGACUUGGGCCUCCUCCUCCUGGUGCAUUACAGCCGCUUGGGCCUGGUAUGUCACCAGCUCCAGGUGCUCCGAUCCCCCCUGGAGUUUUUAUCCCAUCAUUUUCACCACCUCUUGUUUGGCCAGGUUCUCGUGGAGUUGACAUGAAUUUGCUUGUUGCUCCACCUUCUUUAACUCCUAUCCCUCCUGGACCUUCAGGCCCUAGAUUCCACCCUAAUUUAGGGACUCCAGCAUCAAACCCUGCUAUGUUUUUCAAUCAGGCAGGAGCUGGAAGAGGAGUUGUGCCUGGUAAUAUGCCUGGUCCUGCCUUUAAUGCUUCAGGGCCAGCAGAACGGGGGGCUCCACCAGAUAAAACCCCUGGGGGCUGGGCACCUUCUAGAGGUGGUGGGCCUCUUGGUAAGGCUCCUUCGAGGGGUGAGCAAAAUGACUACUCCCAGAAUUUUGUUGAUACUGGUAUGCGACCUCAGAAUUUUAUUAGGGAGCUGGAGCUAACUAAUGUUGUGGAGGAUUAUCCAAAACUCAGAGAGCUUAUACAGAAGAAGGAUGAGAUUGUGGCUAAAGCUGCAUCUGCUCCCAUGUAUUUACAAGGCGAUCUUCGUGAAAUUGAGCUCUCCCCUGAGUUGUUUGGGACCAAGUUUGAUGUUAUUUUGGUAGACCCGCCAUGGGAGGAGUAUGUUCAUCGUGCUCCUGGUGUUGCUGAUCAUAUGGAGUAUUGGACAUUUGAAGAAAUUUUGAAUCUUAAGAUAGAGGCGAUUGCAGAUACACCGUCUUUCCUCUUCCUUUGGGUGGGGGAUGGUGUGGGUCUUGAACAAGGUCGUCAAUGUUUGAAAAAGUGGGGGUUCCGAAGAUGUGAGGAUAUUUGUUGGGUGAAAACCAACAAAAGUAAUGCAGCACCAGGAUUGCGACAUGAUUCUCAUACCCUAUUUCAGCACUCAAAGGAACAUUGCUUGAUGGGGAUUAAAGGAACAGUUCGCCGAAGUACUGAUGGCCAUAUAAUACACGCCAACAUUGAUACCGAUGUAAUCAUUGCUGAAGAACCCCAAUACGGUUCAACUCAGAAGCCUGAAGAUAUGUAUCGAAUCAUAGAGCACUUCUCCCUCGGCCGAAGAAGGCUGGAACUCUUCGGUGAGGAUCAUAACAUCAGAGCUGGCUGGUUGACAGUUGGUAAAGAACUAUCAUCAUCAAAUUUCAGUGCUGAGACGUAUGUGAAGAACUUUGCCGACAAGGACGGAAAAGUCUGGCAAGGAGGUGGUGGCCGGAACCCUCCCCCAGAGGCACCGCAUUUGGUAGUAACCACGCCAGAUAUAGAGUCGCUUCGGCCAAAGUCGCCAAUGAAGAACCAGCAGCAGCAAUCAGCCUCGAUUUCUCUAACAGCUGCUAAUUCGUCCAGCAGGCGACCACCUGUUGCCAACUCGCUGCAGAAUCCAGUGGGAUUUGCGAUGAACCAAGAGGCGCCUAGUUCGAACCCUUCGACACCAGCUCCAUGGGCAGGACCACCUCCCUUGGAAGGAGGGUUUCGAGGGGGAGAAGGUAUGAAUAUGGCGCCUCCGGAUGAGAAGAUUUUUGAAAUGUAUGGAUUUAGUGGCCCUCCUAAUGGAGAGUACCUAGAUUUUGACACUCACAGACCGAUGAAUUUGUUGUAACAAAAACGCCAGGCUUUUGUUGUAAUUGUAACUUUUCUGUGCAAUUCUUUCUCCAAGUUAGAAAUAUAAAUGAAAGAGAGCAAGCAGAAUGUGUAUCAGCAUGGCACGGUAGAAGCCAAAUUGACGCCUAGAUCGUAACAAAUUUGCACCGAAGGUACUUCAAGUUCGUUCUGAUCAAUAAUUGACGUCCAGAUCG